GCACAGUGCCACUGACCACUGCGAGCUCUCCCUCCAGUUUCACACACCCUGAUCUGUUCGCAUCAGUCUCCCGGUCGCAAGCGCCUCCGAAACCCUAGACUCGCCUCGCGAGUUGCUUCGCUUCUCCUGCCCCCGAUGGAGCCGUCCCCGGCGGUCGCUGCGGAGCUCUGGUGCUCACCGCACCUCGCCGCGGGCGGCGGCCGCCCGUUGGAGGCGACCUCGGCCGUCACGGAGAAGAGCAGCGGCGGCCGCGGAGGAGGCGGCGCCGUCCGGAGGAGGCCGAGGGAGACCCCGGUGUCCGAGGAUGACUCGUCCCGGAUCGUCUCCACUUCCGGCGGUGGCGGCGGCCAGGAUUUGACUGAUCUAGAAGCAAAGCGUUCCAAAACAAAUAAGUCCAGUAAUAAUAAAGGCAGUCUAAGAACAGAGGUUGAAACUGACUCAAGAAGUGCUGGCAAGGCUGUUAGUAAAAACAUUCCAGCAGCAGAGCCACCAAAACAAGAUUAUAUCCAUGUCAGGGCAAGGAGGGGUCAAGCAACUGAUAGUCAUAGUCUUGCAGAGAGGGCACGUCGUGAGAAAAUAAGUGAACGAAUGAAAGUUCUCCAAGAUCUUGUGCCUGGAUGCAACAAGGUUAUUGGCAAAGCAUCAGUACUUGAUGAGAUAAUUAAUUACAUCCAGUCGUUGCAAUGUCAAGUUGAGUUCCUGUCCAUGAAACUAGAGGCAGUGAAUGCCCAGGCAAACCAGGGAGUUGAAGUAUUUCCAGCCAAAGAUUACGGUUCUCAGACAUACAACACAGCUCCUGGGCUGACAUUUGAUACGCAAACCAGUAGAGAAUACGCCCAGGGCACGUCGACCUCGGAAUGGCUUCACAUGCAGAUUGGCAGUGGCUAUGAAAGGGUUUCAUGAACGAGAUGAAUCCAGGCAGCCGCUAAAUAAAGUGAACCAUGAUCAAUCAUGGCCGUGCUUGUAGAUCAUUCUUUUUCAUUUUUUUUGAAACCAUCAUGUUCCAGACGCAUUUUUUAUUCAUGCUUGGAGCUGUAAUUCCAGCCGGAACAUGUAUUUUUGAUGAGGCGCUCAUUUGUUUCCCCAUCUGAAUCUCAAGACUGUUUCUG
Molecule: messenger RNA, 1109 nt
Organism: Zea mays
Lineage: Eukaryota; Viridiplantae; Streptophyta; Magnoliopsida; Poales; Poaceae
Exons: 6
Coding region: 136-903 (255 amino acids)
Biological process (GO): regulation of DNA-templated transcription
Cellular component (GO): nucleus
Molecular function (GO): protein dimerization activity; DNA-binding transcription factor activity
Source: RefSeq, marked provisional